GGGACAAUCGGUAGGAAUCAGAACUCGUUUCCAGUCGUCCUGGAGAAUGGACCUGCCACUGCUCGCGCUCGUCCUGGUGUCGGCCUGCGGAGGACGGGUUUGGACCGCUCCGGACUAUUGCUCCACCGAGUGCCCUCAGUACACAGUGGUUGAGAAGCACAAGGACUUUGAGGAGCGUUUGUACGCUUCUGCUCAAUGGAUCACCACCAAGAUGGCAGGAACUGUGAUCUCUGAUUUAAUGGCUGCAAGUUCAAGACUGGCGAAGGUCGCAACCGGUGCUGACUGGCCGGUGCUGAUCUCCCUCACAAAUGACAGCGAGUGUUGGUAUUCCUGGUUUGUUCCACGUGACAUGACGGAGUCUCAAAUCACAGAUCCGUCAGUCAAACUGUGGCGCAGACCUGAAGUCUCCGUCUAUGUCAGGGUCUUCGAUGGCACUCCGAGCAUUAAGAGCGGUCGAGACAACGCGAAGAUUCUCUACGACGACUUGAAGAAAGCUGAGAGAAGCGUCGCUGAUGCCAACGCGUACACGUGGGCUGGCUACAACACCUAUUUGUCCCUGACGCACCACAACGAGAUCUGGAUGGAGAAAAGCCAGUGAAAUGUGCUCCAACACGUCCUUCAUACCUCCGUGCUGCUGAAGCCAUCAGGCGUAACAGGAGCCAGCAGGCCGGCCGCUGAGGGCCAGAAACCGCUUUCAGGAAUGUUGCAGCAGUCCUUCACGCUUUAUAAAUGACAUUGUAGUUGUCUGAUGGCGCUUCUUGUUCCACACAUAUCUGCUUGAAACUAACAAUAAACAAUUUGACAGCUU
Cyclopterus lumpus (lumpfish) is the source of this 808-nucleotide messenger RNA. It is a transcript of the gene soul2, whose product is annotated as heme-binding protein soul2. Bases 47 to 598 code for a protein of 183 amino acids. Gene Ontology annotation, cellular component: cytoplasm. Lineage: Eukaryota; Metazoa; Chordata; Actinopteri; Perciformes; Cyclopteridae. The record is from RefSeq and is a predicted model, not a curated record. The transcript is spliced from 4 exons.